Messenger RNA from Saccoglossus kowalevskii, 2046 nucleotides. RefSeq lists its product as uncharacterized. Gene Ontology annotation, molecular function: calcium ion binding. The record is from RefSeq and is a predicted model, not a curated record. Lineage: Eukaryota; Metazoa; Hemichordata; Enteropneusta; Harrimaniidae.
AUGACUCAGCAUUUUUUAGGAUUUUUAAAACUGAAAUACACUCUCUGCUCAACGAACCCCUGUCUUAAUGGUGGUCUUUGUGAGGAAGAUGUGAAUAUAAAUGCAGGAUAUUUGUGCCAGUGCUUUGGAGGAUACACGGGGCUGAACUGUGAAAUCGGAUCUCCUUGCGGAAGCCAGCCAUGUCUUAAUGGAGGUUCUUGCUUCGAUAUUCCAGACUUACCAACAGGAUACCUGUGUCAGUGCCUGGAUCAAUAUUCAGGUUCAAACUGCGAACUGAACAAUCCUUGUGGUGUUCAACCUUGUCAAAACGGCGGAAGUUGCAUCAUUAACACCGAACUUCCAAGUGGAUAUUACUGCGAUUGCAUGUUGGGAUACUCCGGAAUUAAUUGUGCUCAAGGAAAUGCAUGUGUUACGCAGCCAUGUCUAAAUGGCGGAGAAUGUAUUAACGAUCCCGCUGAGGUUGGUGGUUACCAAAUCCCUGUGGAACACAACCUUGUCAAAAUGGUGGCAUAUGCUACGAAGAUUUUAACCAAGCGUCUGGUUAUUCCUGUCAAUGCUCGAAUGGCUUUAUUGGAACAAAUUGUGCCGUGGUUGAUCCAUGCGGUACGUUGCCAUGCCAAAAUGGGGGACAGUGCGUCACUUCAACGACUAUACCUGGGGAAUAUUUCUGUCAGUGUCCACAGGAAUAUACGGGCACCAAUUGCGAACAAGCGAAUCCGUGUAGCGACAGACCUUGCCAAAAUGGUGGACAAUGCUUUAAUACUCCGGAUCAACCCGAGGGGUACCUUUGCCAGUGUAUUAGUGGGUUUGAAGGAAGAAAUUGUGAACAAGGGAACCCGUGUGGUCCAUAUCCUUGUCAAAACGAUGGAACUUGUUACAGGACUACCAGUCUACAAAGAGGAUAUAUCUGCCAAUGUUCAUCAGUAUAUACGGGGACCAACUGCGAGGAACCUAACCCAUGCGGUAGCCAACCUUGUCAGAAUGGUGGAAGAUGUAACAGUGACACGAAUAAUCCAAAUGUAUACACGUGUGAAUGUCCUAGCAGUUACACUGGAACAUUCUGUGAAAUCGCAAAUCCGUGUGGAUCGCAGCCCUGCAUGCAUGGUGGUGACUGUAUUGUCGAUAUUAGCCAGUCUAUCGGAUACAGUUGUCAGUGUCAAACUGGAUAUUCAGGGACGACAUGUGAUCAGUUGGAUCCCUGCGGCUUCGAACCUUGUGAGAAUGGGGGCAACUGCUACCCUGUACCAAACCAACCCGGUACAUACGUUUGCCAGUGUUUACAGGGCUUUAUCGGGACUCAUUGCGACACAGGAUCCAUGCGCAAGAGAACUAUGCCAAAAUGGUGGACAGUGUAACAGCGACCCGACUCUGCUGGACGGAUUUUAUUGCGUCUGUCCACUGGGUUAUUCAGGGACAUACUGCGAAAAUUCUUUUCUGACGUGUCCGGAUUAUUUGAACAUGGUUUGUGAAAACGGUGGCGUUUGCUUUAUGAAUUCCGACAUGGAGAUGGGUUAUGUUUGUACUUGUCCGAUGGGAUUCAACGGUUAUAACUGCGAAAUCGAUUUAAAUAUGUGCGAAAAUUCUGGACCUUGCGAACGAGGCCAGUGUCGUAAGACGUCAUCGGGGCCUGUUUGCGUAUGCCCCGAUGGAUGGGCUGGAGACAAAUGCGAACAAAAGCUUGACCUGUGUGGGGAAGGUGCAUGCUUUAAUGACGGACGAUGCAUCGUGGUUGGUGAACAGGAGGUGUGUGCAUGCUCCGGUGGUUAUGGCGGAAGUCGAUGCGAUACACUGGUGGCUGCUGGCUGUGUACAUGUUACGUCAUCAGUUAUGUUUAUAUUAUUCGUAUCGAUAUUUUUAUUAUCAAUUUUCAUGCAUAAUUGGUAGAAAAAACAAAUGCAUUGCAAACAUUGUAAAUAUUUUUUCAUACACCAUCUCAUUACUGUAACCACUUUCAACAGGUGUAGCAUCAUGUACUUGUGAUGAUAGCGCCCUCAAGCAUUCAUAAAUAAAUAGCGUGCUACGGCUCAUACCGCUAAUCAGAUACCC